GCCCGAGGAUGUUUAGCCUCUGCGGGCAUCCGUAGUUGCGAGUGCGCCGCCGGUUCCUGCCCGGGUAACCUGCUGUUUCCCCUCACGGCGCGCUCGCUGCGAGGACGCUAUGAGCGAAAAGGGGGAGCUGGACCUGGCCGGGGCCAAGCAGAACACGGGCAUGUGGCUCGUCAAGGUUCCAAAAUACUUAUCACAACAGUGGAAUAAAGCUUCAGGAAGAGGUGAAGUUGGGAAGCUAAGAAUUGCCAAGAAUCAAGGAAGAACAGAAGUAUCUUUCACUUUGAAUGAAGAUCUUGCCAACAUUGGUGAUAUUGGUGGGAAGCCAACUUCCAUCAGUGCACCCAGAGAACACCCUUUUCUCUUACAAAGUGUUGGAGGACAGAUGUUAACCGUGUUUACAGAGAGUUCAUUGGAAAGUCAGACAGAUGAAAAAUCUGAAAUCAGCAACAGUGAAAAACUGUCUUUGGAAGGAAUAGUAGUCCAGCGUGCAGAGUGCAGACCUGCAGCCAAUGAAAAUUACAUGAAGUUGAAAAGGCUUCAGAUUGAAGAAUCUUCUAAACCUGUAAGCUGGACUAUGCAGCUGGACAAAGCUGUAACCACUAACUACAAACCUGUGGCUAAUCAUCAAUAUAAUAUUGAGUAUGAAAAGAAGAAAAAGGAAGAUGGAAAGAGGGCUCGGGCUGAAAAGCAGCAAGUACUGGACAUGCUUUUUUCAGCCUUUGAAAAACACCAGUAUUACAACAUUAAGGACUUGGUGGACAUAACUAAGCAGCCAGUGAGCUACUUGAAAGAAAUUUUAAGAGAAAUAGGCAUCUACAACGUUAAGGGAACACACAAAAACACUUGGGAACUUAAGCCAGAAUACAGGCAUUACCAAGGAGAAGAUAAGAGUGAUUAGCACAAUUGUUAAGCCAGCAAGAAAGUUGUCAAUUGUGGGAGCAAGAAGAGUUGCUGAACUGUUCACCCUUAAAAUACUAAGUGUUAAUAAUUUUUUAAGAAGUCUAGCUUCAUUAAAAAAGAUUCUGCAAGAAACAUGUUUUGGUUCUGCAAACAUAUUAUUUAAAGAAUAAACAUGCAUUAGGUUUCUUUGUAAUAAUUGGCCUUUUAUCAUUUUUAUUUUUUUACGUUUUGUAAAAAUAUAACAAUGUUAGUAAGGACUGGUAUUAUUUAUUGCAGAGAUGUGUUUAUUUCAGUACUAAAAUCCUGUGUGGUCCUGACCAUAUUAUGGGUUGCUGUCCAACUUUUUGAAUUAUGCCUUAUUAAGAAAUAGAAGUGGAACAUAGUUUGAAUAGCUUCUGAAAUGAUGGGAAGAGGAAAUUAAUACAAAACGAAAGCAUUUAAAUACAGUAAGUAAAAAUAUGACUUCUUUGUAUUAAAAUUAUUUUGUUUCUGUAUUAAUAAAAGCAGUUUCUAAUUUGUACAAACACAAAAUGCUUGUUCUGCUUUUAGAUUUAAAACAUUCAUGGUGGCUUUAGGCCACAAGGGUCAGCUGAUCAGUAUUCUUCAUGACCAGCCAUUCUAGAAAUUAGGAAGGGGCAGGUGCUGCUAAGCAUUACUCAGUUCCUGAGUUCAUAUAUUUGUUCAAGUUAUCUAGGUCUGCGGAACCUUCAAAAUCAAGCACUUUUUCAGUAGUGCAAACGUUCUUUUUACAAAAAGUAGGAGCCAAGAAGACCUUCCUUAAGAACCAGUUUAGGAGGUAAGAGAUUUCACUGACUGAGCAGAUGAGCCGAGGGAUUUUUCAUUUAAUUUUUUUCUUUGAGCAGCUGCAGAUUGAAACUACAGAAGGAAGAGUUGGAGGGCAACUAACUCCUGUUCUUACCAGUGCACAUGAGAGCAAGGGAAGAAGCCAAGCAUGUGCCCUCUUCAGUAACCUGGGACAAGAGACCAAUGCACUUUAUCCUAGGUCACACCUCACCUUGGUUUGCAUAAAUCAGCUGAAUUUAUGCUGUUAAGCUAAAUUUGAUUGCCAGCUGUAUUUGCACACCAAGGUGCUGUUACAAACAUGCCCACAUUGCUGUCGUGGCUCAGGCUUUUGGAGACAGGUUAAAAACCUUGUGCUUAUCUUCAUAGUCUACUGUUGUACCUGCAAUCAAGGUUGUUGUUAGUGUAUGUAGAUAUUUAAAAUUUGGUCAGCUGCCUUGAGUAUCUUUUGUAGAAAAGAUACUUUGAGCAUUUGUUACCUUGGGAACUGAAUUGUUUAGGGUACUGCACAAAAACUAAAGAUGGUGGCAAUUGAUAAAAUUUAUGAUCUUCUAUACCAAACCUAAGCAGCAUGCAAAAUGUGUGUGCAGAGGCUCAUAAAUGUGGAUGACAAAUAUGAAUCAACUGCAAAGAUGGGAAAAGAAAAGCAGGAAAACCCUAGCCAAGGCUGUAUCUGAAAUACUGAGAUUAAGAUCACUGUUCAGGUAUGGAGUCUGGAGUAGCUUCAAUGAAAGGCUGAUUUCUGUAAUAGUAGUUUCUCUCCGCCCCCCACACCAUGGGCCUCAGAACAAACUUUUUUCACAUGAACCCAAGGUGUUGAAGAGUGGUAUAGUUAUGUAAUAACUAAAACAAAAAUACUUUAGCAGGCCAUUGCUACAUCUAGUUCAAUUCUGUCAUUUCUGCUUGAAUGGCAAAAUGUCUGCACUUUUGCUGUGCGUUUUUGGGUACACUCUGUGUAAAUUACGUUACCAUCAGAGCUAAAGCUAAUGGCUACCAUCCGGUUUUGUAGCCAGAGUAUGAUGGCAGGAUGAUUUUACUGUUGAAAAUUUUUUAUUUAGCCUAUCCAGUGCACAAAUGCAGCAGACUCUGGGCUGAGGGCAAACAUAUUGUACCUCUGCACUGCCCCCUUCUCUUGUAGAUAAUCCAAAUUCUGUAGGCUUAACACAAAAAUGAGUUACUGGCAGACAUGAGUGAACUUCAUUUGCAACAAAUCCACAUACCACAAACUAGUAUGGUAGCAGUUUGCUUUUCUGUUGCACCAGCCACAGCUUUUUAAAUAAUGGUCUUGCUUCACUCUUGACACCUUACGGUUACCUUCCAACACAGCUGAAAUAGGCAUACAAUCACACAACCCAGAACAAGGAAUUUAAACAUUCACUUACAUUUUGAACUACCUGAAACUUGUUAAUGAGAGGGAGAAAGCCAUUUCCUGCAAUAUAGUGGGGGUUGCCCACAGGAUGUUCAUAUAAAUUUCUGGAAAACAUGUGACAUAUCUGCCAUCUCUUCCCCAAGCUAGUGUAGCCAAGGCCAGUGAAAUAAGCCCAUACUAUACUCCCCCUUCAAAGAUGAGUAGCUUCCAGCUUUCCACAGCAAUGUGCAUAUUGAAGUAAACUGUGACUCCCACCUGUGCCACUGCUCAUUUUAGGCCAUGUGUGGGAAAUGGAGAUUUUGGGAGAACAUUGUGGAGAAAUUAUUAUACUUCAAGUAACAGCCCCCAAAACUUGUGCUAUUGCAAAGCUCCCCUCUUGCAGCCAAUUCUCACAUGUUAAGGCAGCUAAAUUAAGAGUUAAGUUUGAUCCUGGGUGCACUAAAUGUGUAAAUUUUGUACUUUGGGCCUUAUGAGAUGUGAAUGUGUCACUAGUAAAGUGCAUGGCUUCCUGAAAUUUUUCAAGGUAGUAUGAAAGGCAUUCUUGUAAUCAUAGUAGCAAUUUAUAUAUUUAUUUUUUAAAAAGGAUGACCAGAGCUAGUUCUAUGCCUAUAUAACACAGUGGCCCACUACUGUAUUAGCAAAGGCAAUACAGUAUAGGAAAGUUUCAGAU
Zootoca vivipara (common lizard) is the source of this 3740-nucleotide messenger RNA. RefSeq names its product general transcription factor IIF subunit 2 (gene GTF2F2). Gene Ontology annotation, biological process: transcription initiation at RNA polymerase II promoter; transcription by RNA polymerase II. The record is from RefSeq and is a predicted model, not a curated record. Lineage: Eukaryota; Metazoa; Chordata; Lepidosauria; Squamata; Lacertidae. Gene Ontology annotation, cellular component: transcription factor TFIIF complex.